CCUCCUGUCCUGCGCGGCGCCAGGCGGGGAGGAGUUAAUACCUGCGUCCCCUGCGUUCGCAAUCGCAGCAAGAAAAAGAUCCUCGGCGUUACUAGCCCGCUCGCACGAACGCGAGGCACGUGUGCAUCGCCCCGUAUCAAGAUCGACGACCUCACCGGCCCCGUAUCGGAGAUCUCGCGGAUUUUCACUCGCCGCACAGCCGCACUGGGAUCUCCUGACCGAUCGCUUCCGUCCCACCUUCCGUAACAGGCAAGAAGCCCGCCGCCCCUCCGCGUGUAUUAUAUAUAAAGCGCGCGGUGCCGGCCCGUGGCUGGGCAAGACGGCGGCGGCGGCGGCGGCGUCGACGGGGGGAUCUUGCGCUAGCUGAUCAUCGAUCGCUCUUCUCACGCGCCGCUGUUCGCAGUGUGAUAGCUUUGAGAUGGCCAGCGUCGUCGGUGGAGCAGCAGCGGUCGCGAGUGCGGCGGCGGCGGCGGCGGCGGCGGCCGGUGGGGCGGCGGGCGUGGGGGCGACGCCGCACGUCCUCGCGGUGGACGACAGCUCCGUCGACCGCGCCAUCAUCGCUGCCAUCCUACGGAGCUCCCGGUUUCGUGUGACGGCGGUGGAAAGUGGGAAGAGGGCCCUGGAACUGUUGGGCACGGAGCCGAACGUGAGUAUGAUAAUCACUGAUUACUGGAUGCCAGAGAUGACGGGAUACGAGCUCCUCAAGAAGGUCAAGGAGUCAUCCAAGCUGAAGCAGAUCCCGGUGGUGAUCAUGUCCUCAGAGAACGUCUCCACCAGAAUCAGCAGAUGCCUGGAGGAAGGGGCAGAGGAUUUCCUGGUGAAGCCCGUCCGCGCGUCGGACGUGUCGCGCGUCUUCAGCCGCGUCCUCCGAUGAGCACCCGAUCUCCGUGGAGCGAGCGCGGCGCGCGCGCGGCUUCGGAUUUUUGUAGGGCUCGGGUUGGCAGGCGCGGGAAACGAACGACGUACGGGCAGUCGGUGUCGGUGUCUGUAAUCCAAGUGCUUCGAUAUAGCCGUGUGGUUACGUUUUCUUGUGGUGGAGCCAAGUCUACAAAGGCUGGUCUCCGUGCGUGUUUAAACUUUGUUUUUUUUUUUUGAACCUUGUUGGAUUUUGCAGUUCAGAGCAAGCGUCUGUUUCUUCUUCGGUUGUGUAUGGGCUUCUGCAGUUGUUUUGGUUUGGUUUGGCCUGGUCUAGGGAUCGGAAUUGGUUGAUGAAAGAUGGUGACAAUUUGACGGUGCA
Molecule: messenger RNA, 1237 nt
Organism: Sorghum bicolor (sorghum)
Lineage: Eukaryota; Viridiplantae; Streptophyta; Magnoliopsida; Poales; Poaceae
Product: two-component response regulator ORR11
Exons: 5
Coding region: 419-874 (151 amino acids)
Biological process (GO): cytokinin-activated signaling pathway; phosphorelay signal transduction system
Source: RefSeq, a predicted model, not a curated record